Equus quagga is the source of this 939-nucleotide messenger RNA. Its product is annotated as olfactory receptor 7D4-like. Gene Ontology annotation, biological process: G protein-coupled receptor signaling pathway. Gene Ontology annotation, molecular function: olfactory receptor activity; G protein-coupled receptor activity. The transcript has a single exon. The coding region runs from base 1 to 939 and encodes 312 amino acids. The record is from RefSeq and is a predicted model, not a curated record. NCBI's taxonomy places the organism in Eukaryota, Metazoa, Chordata, Mammalia, Perissodactyla, Equidae. Gene Ontology annotation, cellular component: membrane.
AUGGGAGCAGGGAACCACACAGAAGUAUCAGACUUCCUCCUCCUGGGUCUCUCAGAGGAUCCUGAACUGCAAACCCUGAUCUUCGGAUUGUUGCUGUCCAUGUACCUGGUCACUGUGUUCGGGAACCUUCUCAUCAUCUUGAUCAUCAGCUGUGACUCCCACCUCCACACCCCCAUGUACUUCUUCCUCUUCAAUCUGUCCUUUGUCGACAUCUGUUUCACCUCCACCACUGUCCCAAAGAUGCUGGUGAACAUCCAGGCACAGAGCAAGGACAUCUCCUAUGUAGGAUGUUUCACUCAGAUAUAUUUUUUUAUGAUUUUUGCAGGACUUGAUGGUUUCCUCUUGACUGUGAUGGCCUAUGACAGGUUUGUGGCCAUCUGCCACCCCCUGCACUACAUGGUCAUCAUGAACCCACGCCUCUGUGGCCUCCUGGUUCUGAUGUGCUGGUUCAUCAUUUUCUGGGUCUCUCUGCUUCAUAUUCUACUGUUGAGGCAGCUGAAUUUCUGUAUAGGCACUGAAAUUCCACACUUCUUCUGUGAACUGGCUCAGGUUCUCAAGUUAGCCUGCUCUGACACCUUCAUCAAUAACAUCGUCUUGUAUGUGGCCACUGCCCUGCUGGGUGUGUUUCCUCUUGUUGGAAUCCUCUUCUCUUACUCUCAAAUUGUCUCCUCCUUAAUGGGGAUGUCCUCCACAGAGGGAAAAUAUAAAGCAUUUUCCACCUGUGGGUCUCAUCUCUCUGCGGUCUCCUUGUUCUAUGGGACAAGCUUGGGGGUCUACCUCAGUUCUGCCGUGACCCAUUCUUCCCACAGAAGCUCGAUCGCCUCAGUGGUGUACACCGUGGUCACUCCCAUGCUGAACCCCUUCAUCUACAGCCUGAGGAACAAGGAUGUGAAGGGGGCCCUGGGAAGGCUCCUCAGCCAAGCAGCCUCUUGUCCAUGA